GAGCCACAGUUGGUUGCGGGCUGUCGUCCUGAGCACAUUACGCGUCUUCGACCAGCGCCACGCGACCUCGUGUAUCAUCCACCCUCCUCUUCCCUCUGCCAGGUGCGAUUGCGUGAUCAACGAGUCGCUCGCCCUCGAACAACCAUUUGUCGACCCCCUUGUGCUUCCGUCUCGAGUGAGUGCGGGAACACGUGCGUGAAAAUCAUCUGGAAGCACGAGCGAAAUUCGCACCGAUCUUACUGCACUUUAACUCGUUCCUUCCUCUUUUCUUUUUUCUUUCGUCUCCUCCUCCUUGUUCCUUUCUGCCGUCUUUUCUCUAGGAGAAAAUCCGUGACAGUCGAAUGUAGGCUUUACGACGAUCGUGAUUUUUUCGUUGGUUCGUCGCGACGUACGUGGAUAAUUGUCAUUGCGUGGGAAAAGAAAGAUCAGUCUGUUUGUGGACGAUCGAGGGAAAUGGAUUUCGAGCGUGCGAGGAUUCGAAGAAGUUAGGAAUCGAAGCUCGGGGGAUGAAAACAUGUACGAACUGUGCUUAUGACUGAGAGAUCUUUUCUCAGAGGUUGCAAGAAACCGACUCGAUCAAGCUUUUUCGUUCAAACUCCCUCGAUCGGAGUCGUAAAUGAUCGUACAAUUAUGGGGAACGGAUCGAAGAGGCAAAUUAUCGUACACCGGUGUCAAACCUAUUCUUUCGAAACGAUGCUACAACGAUUUCGAAAUCCUGAACGUUAACCUGCACAUGCCCAAAUCGAUCGAGAUCCAACAUCGUACGAACGCCAGACGGUUUUUACUUUCCGUAGACACAUAGGAAUCGAGGACGCGUGUAUAAAAGGCGAACGAAGGAGAAAAGAAAAAGAAAGAAAGAAACAAACGACGAAAUUGAAUCACGGUUUCAUACCCGCAUUUAGACGGGUAUGAAAGCGCACUGCAACGAAAUAGGCGGAUCUUAAAUGUCAAAGGAGACGCGUCCUCGUGGGAACUUUCAAUUAAAAUUUUAUCGGACCGGGGAUAACGGUCGGACGCGGAUUCGAGGCUUCGUAAAAUGUAAUCCCGUCGUUAAACACGCGGCCCGUGACGAGGAUGAUUGAGAUAAGACCGUGGAGAUCGCAUUCGUUGCCUUAUUAAAUCACCGUAUACCCCGAAAAGAUGCGGAUAAAAGGCCGAAAUUACAUCGUUUUAUUCAUUCUGUCCAGGGCACGGUGAAUCGGAAAUCUUACGAAGUCCAACAAAAUUCUUUUCACGUGGAUCUACUGGCAGACGUCUUGAAUAAGAGCAAUAUAGAGGGAUCUCGCUAUAGCGAAGCAAUUUCGUGCUACAAAUCAAACGAAUUGAAUGGAAAAAGGAAGAAAAUACAGGGAACGAUCAAUUUCUCGCGUUCCUUCCACUCCGAUUGUAGGAUUUUAGAGGUUGAUAGAGAGGUGGAAGAAAGAAUAUACGAAACGUCAAAACGGAGCUAGGAUCGCGUUUAAAGAAUUUACGAAACGGCUGAAUCCGACGAGGGCGAGAUCGCGAAAGGUUCGAGCAGAGAUGAUCCGAUGGUGUUGAAUAUACGUUCUUCACCGACAUGUACACACCAUCCAUGCACGCGUAUUCUUUUCUUUUUCCCGAAGACUCGUUCUAUUUAUUCGACAAGGGAUUUUCAAUCUCGAAAUAGACAUUACGUUCGAUGAUAGGAAAUAGUUUGUACAGAAGCUCAAAGCUGGUCGGAAAAGAAGAGAUUUCUUGAGCCUUUUCCGUGGCAAACUGACGUCGAGUUUCGAAUUUGCACGUCCUCACGGUGAAGCGAUUGCUUCCUUAAAAGCUUCCCUGUUAGAACUUAUAAGUUUUGAAAUGGUUGCUGAGACCGCGUUUCAAUCAAACGAUAAAAAUACCGAACGAUAAACACGCUAAUUCCAGCGUAGAAGUAAAGCAGAAUGUUUCGCUAGCGUAACGCGAUAUCGAGUAAAAUCCCGAAGCAAUUUCAGGUUACACGAAACAGUACUUCUCGUUCCUUUUAUCUCGACACGGUAAACACGUCGAGAAUAAUAGAGUCGUCGCACGAGACUUCGUGUGUGACUGUUUGGAAGAUAAGCGAGCGGAAAUCGUCGGGAAACCCUCGGGAUCAGUUUCUGCAACGGCUCGAGCAUCGAAUGUUGACUGUCCAAUGUCGCGUCGUGUCGCAACGAUCGACAAGAGGAUCCGCAACUCGCCGAGAAUGCCAAUCUCGUCGACCAGACUGUUGUGGAAAAGCAAGAGGUGUAAUCCCUUUAAAAGAGUCUCGAGGUGAGUCUCGACGUUGAGGACAUCAACUAGGUGGAGAAGAAAAGCCGAGGAAAAGGAACGAGCACGUGAUUCCUCUUCACGUUUCCCGGAGAGAAAUCUAUUUCGCAAGGCAAAUUCAGGGGGCGUAGAAAGUUAUCGUUGCUACUGUUGCGCCUUUAUUACGCGCCCCAGCCGUAUAAUUAACGAUUACUCGAAACGAUCGCUCGAGUCAGAUUUAAGUAUCACGUGUAGGCAGAAAGAGUGAAAUAUAUCAGAAGAUUGCUAUCGAAUCCAAGUCCUUGAAGAUCGUCGAGCUGUUUAUACAAUGGCCUCUGCUCUGACAGAAUUUCUCCCUCGGAAAUUUGUUUUGAUAGAUUCUUGAAUUUGUACCAUCGUAUUCGACAAAAACUUGGAAGUUGAGGAGCCAUUCGUAUUCGAUCGUCCAACUUUCAAGGGACGAGUCGAUCGACAAGACAAAGUAUAUUACGAGAGCUAAUCGCUUUUGCGGGAUUGUGGAUCGAACGAGGAACGAGAGAUAUCGCGAGGGAAACAGCAUCGCAGGGCAGAAGAAGUUGGACAACGAGUGAAAUUGCUCGAUACUUCUCAAGGGAAAAAGAACGAAGAACAAACAGGGAAAGGCAAUGGAGGGUCGUUUUGUUGCGACAGCAGGAAAAACUACAUGGACACAACAAGAGAAAACUACGAGAACUGGAUAAAAAAGAAAGUACUUUAGAAGAAGGGGGAGGAAAGUGUCGUUAAUUUCCGUGUGAGAUUGAAACGCACGAUCUCUGUGAAUUACGAUAGUUCGCGAUUGAUUUGAAUUACGAUAGGAAACGAUCUUGGGCAGAGAUUGAUCCUCUUUGCCACCUUUCUGCCAAUAGGCUAAUGAUCGCGUAAACUUGAUUCAAAUUGCGAGGAGAGAAAACGUUACAAUUUCAGAUCGACUGUUUCGCGUUCGUGAAUCAAAGUGGUUGAGAAAUUUUUGAUCAAACUCGUGAUUAUCUGCGGUUAAUUUAAGCUGCGAGUAGAAAGCAGUUUAAUUUGAUAUUAGUUCUUAUUCUUUUGUUUUCCAUCGCAAAAAGUGUUUACACGUAUACAAGACUUUAGUGAAAGAUUGGCCCAGUGUUUAAUAGCGAAUUUGUAAUUUCGAAAAUGUGAUAGUAGCUUAGAGAUUCGAGUUGGAAGACCCACACUCACGAAAAAUCCUUUUUCCUACAAGAUAUACGCAUGAAAGAUUAAAACAUUCAAAGACUACGAUCCUCAUUACGCGUUAGAUACUCAAAGUAUACGAAUUUCACCAGUUUGAUAUUAAUCGGACGAAACUUGUUAAAAUUUGUAAUACAAUUUUAAGGUCAGGCUACUACAUCGUAAAUAUGAAAAAUCAGUUCAUCAAAGCUUAGCGAAAAAUUUAAUGGCUCCAAUGUGUAACUAGUGCGUUCAAAUUCCACGAAUUAAGUGCUUUAGGAAAUUGUGGUGAAGGAAUGUGCGAGAACUUGAAAUUUCACCAUCCGUUUCUCCCCUAAAAUCUCGUCAUCAAAAUAUUCAGAUAGCGUUUAAAUGCCACAAAUUGAAUGUUUUGUUAAACGGUGUGGAAGAAUAGUACACUGGGAAUCUUCAGCCUAAAAUCCUAAUCCCCUUAAAUCGUUAUCAAACUGCGUCAGAAGUGAGUUAAACAUUUCCAAUGUCCAAAUAGUGUUCAAACAACAUAAAUCGGGUGUUCUAUUAAAAAGAAAGAUACUCGUCGCGUCCAUUUCCCCUUAAAUUGGCAUAACGAACGAACUCAUUAAAACGUACUAAGGGACGUUCAUCAGUGCUUAAUUAGCACCCGAAAUCAUAAAUAGCUUCAUCAAACGAUGAUCAAUUGCACACGUAAUCUUUAACCGGAAACGUUGUUACUUUCAUUGUUCCCUGAAUUGAAAAUUGAAUCAGAAUCGGUGUAACAAAAUACUCGAAUAGUGUUUAAAUCGUAUGAAACGUGUAUCUUAUCAAGUUGUGAAAAAAGAAAAGAAAAAAGAAAGAAAGAAGAAGACCGCGUAUCGUGAAGUGAUCAUAGAUCUGAGACGACCAUGAAAAAAAGGGAGAAUCGUCUGGGGGUGGGUCAGAUGAACGAAAGUUCCUGCUGCAAGAGAGCGUCGGGAUGUUGCACGCUGUUAUGCUAGGUAGCGGUCCGGGUCGAGGGAGGCACGAAUGGUAUCCGGGAUUUUAUUUGCAACGUCGACGACUUGGAUGCAGGAUGAACCGCGCGGAGCAGGAGAACAUAUACAGGCAGAGCAGGCAGCUCACGACGAUCGUGCCAUCUAAUGAUGAUCUGGUGCUGAGCGUGCUUAAAUCGCCGAUCAGCCAGCAUCAGCACCAGCACCAGCACCAGCAACGCCAGCAUCAUCCUCCGCACCAUUCUCAUGGGCACCAUGUUAACUGCCAAGGUCAUCAGAAUCAUAAGAAGUGCACGCAUUCAGGUGAGACCAACGAGAGUCUUCCACGAAGCAAGGACCAAUGCUCUAGGCUCACAGAAAAGCGGUCGAGCGAGGCGGCCGCGUACACCGUCCUGCAGGGAAGCGAGGACGAGCUCACCAGCGAGCACUGCCUCGAAUCGGAGGACAUGGCAUUGAAAACGCCGGGCAGCGAGACUGAGGACACCGAGGACAACGGCACGCAGAUGGACGAGGCCAGCUCUUCGCCUAGUCGUCGUUUCACAUUCCUCAGACGUUUCCGGUCGCCGAGAUUCGGCGAGGCACACCACAAGAGGGUGCCCACGCCGAUGAAAAGGAAAUAUCGCCGGAAAAAAAGCAAAGAUGACAUUAUCAAUAGUGAUAUGAACGCCACGGAGGUUGAGCCACCUAGCUUGAACCAAGCUGGGGUGCCCGAUCCGUAUUACCCGAUCUAUCUGCCCAUCGACCAGGCCUUCAAAGCCAAGUACGUGUUCCAUCAUAAAAAGGGCAAGACUUUCCAGGAAAGACUGUACGUGUUCCUGGAACAUCCUGGCGGGUGGAUCUGCUUCAUCUACCAUUUCACUGUGUUCAUGGUGGUAUUGGUGUGCCUCAUAUUUAGCGUUUUGUCGACGAUAGACCAGUACAGUAAUUUCGCGAACGAAACCCUCUUUUGGAUGGAAAUAUGUUUGGUGGUGUUCUUUGGCGUGGAAUACCUAGUGAGGUUGUGGAGUGCGGGAUGCAGAUCGAAGUACAUGGGUUGCUGCGGCAGGCUCCGUUUCAUACGGAAACCGAUUUGUAUCAUAGAUUUAAUCGUGGUGGUCGCGUCUAUGGUGGUGUUGUCGGUGGGAAGCAAUGGUCAGGUGUUCGCCACUUCCGCUAUAAGAGGAAUCCGAUUUUUACAAAUAUUGCGGAUGCUUCAUGUCGAUCGACAAGGUGGCACGUGGCGACUUCUCGGCUCCGUCGUUUUUAUUCAUCGUCAGGAGCUGAUCACGACAUUGUACAUCGGGUUCCUAGGUCUUAUUUUCAGCAGCUACUUCGUGUAUCUUGCCGAAAAGGAUGUUGUUGGACCCGAUGGCAAAACAGAUUUUUCCAGCUACGCCGAUGCGUUAUGGUGGGGCGUGAUUACCGUGACCACGAUUGGUUACGGUGAUACUGUCCCACAAACGUGGAUGGGAAAAAUAGUCGCCUCGUGUUUCAGCGUAUUCGCCAUAUCCUUUUUCGCACUUCCAGCCGGAAUAUUAGGCUCUGGUUUUGCACUAAAAGUCCAGCAAAAACAACGACAAAAACACUUCAACAGACAGAUACCAGCCGCUGCGAUGUUAAUACAGUGUCUGUGGAGGUGCUACGCUGCCGACAAAGCCAUCAACAGCGUGGCCACGUGGAACAUCUACAUCAAAGAUCCAACACCAGCCGGACAACCGUCCACACCUUUGGGAAAGUUGAUUUGUGUAAAGAAGAUGUCUCUGAUGAUCCAGGUGGCAAAAAAGGCGAGCGUACUGAAGAGGCGAAAAUCGAGGAACCGGAUGGACGUUCAACAACAGCAACAGUUACCACCGGUUACGAUAUCCGGUGGUGUGUCCAGUGGCGGUGCUACUGGCGACACCGGGGGUCAGAAUGACAACCAACGGAUGGAGAACGAGGGCGACGUAAUCUUCUACAUGGAGGAACCGAAGGCCGGUACACCUAAUCGUGCUAGACGCGACAAUCGGGGAAGCCUCUUCACCUCGCAGACGAGCUCCGUCACGGAGGCUACCAGCGAUGAAAUCGACAUUGAUAUCGAGGAACCGCAGAGAGUCACCACGCUCACGGAAGCACAUCGAAACGCCAUAAGGGCGAUCAGGAAGAUUAAGUACUUCGUGGCCAGGAGGAAGUUUCAGCAAGCACGGAAACCGUACGAUGUACGCGAUGUGAUCGAACAGUAUAGUCAAGGUCACUUGAACAUGAUGGUUCGGAUUAAGGAAUUGCAGAGGAGGUUGGACCAGACCCUGGGCAAACCAGGCAGCUACCUAGCAGGAAUCGACCGAGCAGGCAACGUGAAACCGAUGACUAUAGGUGCACGUUUAUACAGGGUCGAACAGCAGUUGUCCGUGAUAGACAAGAAAUUGGACCAGCUGGUCUACGUGCUGAACGCAGUGGCACAAAAGCAACAAAUACCUCUAAGGAGUAUAGAGGACGACGUGUAACAGAAAGCCCCCGGCGAGCUCGUGCCAUCUGUUUCGCGAUCACCAGCAAUCCCGUGGACUUUGCCCCGUGUUACCAUAACCAGUGUCGCCUCGAACAUGCUCAGCAAAAGCGGCUGAAUCGAUGUCUCCGAUAUCCCUCGAGCAUGGCACAUAUUUACUGAUUCGUGAGACUUCUCGCGUCACGAACCGAGGUGGAGAUAACGUUCAAAGGAAACUGCAGGCGCGCACAGUUUUAUCGGAUUAUUCUCCCAUUUGUUUUCUUUUUCUUCUUUCUUUUCCCGUCUUUUCUUACUGUUGUCGACAUUGAUGAAAGGAUAUAAGAAGAAGUGACGAAUCGCGAAGAAUCGAAAAGAUAUCGAUAUAUGUGAUGAAUCGCGGAGGAAUGGAGAAGUAUCGAAAUAAGUGAUAAAUCGCAUCAAGGAUUUCGAAGACCACCGGAAGGAGUGACGAAUUUGGGUGGAUAUUGGAAGAAGCGAUGAAUCGCGAAGGAUUUGGAAGAGCAUUGAAAGAAAUGAUGAAUCGUAAAGAAUUUGAAAAAAAGUAUGGGAAAAAGCGAUGAAUGGCGUGGGUGAAAGGAAAUGGUGGAUGCAUUCAAGGUAGCGAAGGUUUAAAGUAAUUUCAGCAAAGAACCGCUGAUAGAAAUGAAAGCUGUGAAAUAAAUGAAAAACGAAAGAUAGAUUAAUUGAUCGAUUGGCUAAUUAAGACGCGAUUCAGGAAGAUACAGUGAAUUAAAGAAGGAAUGAAUUUGUCAUUAAACAUUCAAUUGGUAGUUGUAAAAAGAGAUUUGGAUUUAUUUUAGAAGUGGUGUAUGUUGACUGAGUAAGAGUAAAUGAAUAAUCUGUUGCUUGUUAUUGGAAUAUAAUUGAUAUGAAUUGUGAAAACAUCAAGAUAAAUAAAUAUAACGUGAACGUCAGAAUUGUGAUCAGUUAAAAUUAUUUUGAAGAUAAAAUUGAUAAGAAUAUCUAUCCAAAAAGAAAGAAGAGAAAUAAGAUGCAAUGAUUAAUAGAAUGAAACUACAAUUUGUUUUAUUUUUCGAAUAAAUCCGAAAACAAAGUACGUUUAUGAAAUAAAGAUCGAAAAGAAUAUAGAUGAUACACAAAAAAGAAGUUACAAUCGAAUCAGUGAAGUUUUGAUAACUCCAUUACUUCAAACUCUAAAAAUUGCUUUAAUUUUCAAUGACUCGUGACAUGGACUGUAACUAAACGAAUAGAGGUGAAUCAAAGCAAAGCAUUCACAAAAUCAGAAGAUCAUACAAACUCGUUUAGAAUAAGAAGAAAGAGGGAAGAAGAAAGAACGUUAAAAACUCGGAAAAGAAGGGAAUAAAGAAUGGAAGAUACGGAUUCCUUUAAACUUGUUCGCACCUCAUCGAUAAACAAAAGAGAAAAAGAACACCAAAGAUUCAAGGAACUUGCUUUCCCCAGCCCAGAGGACGCGCUUCUCCCGGAAGAAAUCGGUUCACAUUUAAAGGGAUUUAAAAUUGGUAUGAGUCGACGGGAACGAAAGCUCACUGAAGAUGGAAACGUUGUCACUUGGAUACUUCCGCUAUGCAGGAUCAAUGAUCCUCGGAGAAUAGCCUUCGCGAAACGAUCACGCUAAACGCACAGAAACGAUAAUUCUCUUCACACGAACGAGGAAUAGUUGUCAAGCUGAUAGAAGCAUUAGAAACGUUGGACAUGAGAAAAUAAACGAAAAAUUAAGUAAAAUAAAGAUAAAAAAAGAUAAAAAUAGAAAAAAGGUACAGAAGAUUCUUCGUUGGUGUUAAUGGAGAUUUAAUCGAUUCACUACGUCGAUCUUCGACUGAUCGCCGUUUCUUCGCGUCGCACGAUGUAACCAAGAGAUCGAAAUUCCGAACGAGUCGGAUUAAUCGGAUCUGCAGGUGAACAUUGAAGAAUUUAUCGAAAUAUGUGUUUUAUAAAGAAUCGUGAUAAGAAAGUUGGUAAUUGGAGUAGAGGAAGUGUUAAAAUAAGAAAACCGAAGAUAGAAGAAGCUUCUUCAAAAGAGCUACGUGGGACGAUACGCCGGAGAAACGUACACAAACGUAUUGGGAACAUCACUUGGGCCAACUAGGAAUAAUAGAGAGGAACAAUAAGCAAAUAAAGAGAAACUUCCUAGACAAGAUAUAUCUCUAUAAAUAGGCUUAUAUACAUAUAUUAUAUAUAUAUAGAAUAAUAUACUUAUUAUAUACAUUGUAUGUUUGCGCGCGUGCAUGUGUGCUUGUGUGUAUAUAUAUACACAUACAGAUACAACUUCUAGUCUCUGCUGGUAAUAAUGAUCAAUUAUUAAGCCUUAAAAUUAAUCACGGACUUUACAAAACUUGUUGCUAGACUAGUUAGAACGAAAUCGAGGUAUAGCCGCGUGUACGCGUGGACGAUAAGCGGGAAUACGCAUUGUACAAAAACGCGAUGUCGAGUUCUAUACAUAGUUUUGCUCGAAACGAACAUUUUUCUCCCUCCCUCUCGCUAUCUCUUUCUUUCUCUUUAUUUUUUCUCAAUUUCUAACGCAAACUUUGCCGGACUACGUGAAAAUGUUAUACAUGUAUAUAUAUCUUCUCCUAAAUGAUCUUUGAUGCAAAUGUAGAAUUGGUAGCUAUAUAGGGUGUUCGUGGCUUUUAAUUCACUCCGCAAGUUUUGUGCGAAUAUGUCUUAAGGUAAAAACGAUGCAAGAAAUUACGAAAAACAUUAUCUGUCCUCAUGAAUUGUCGUAAAAUCUGUCGUAAAAUUUAAUGGUUUAAUCAUUUAAAAUAUUUAUUUCGAAUUGCUUUCCAACAUUCAUAGUCGUGAUUUACUGAUAAAUAUUUAGUUUUCACAGACUCAAACUGUAAUAGAAUGAAGUAAGUUUUCUCGGUACCAUCUUAUAUACGAAAACUGUUCUGAAACAUGACAGAAAAUAUAUAAGAGAGCAAUAUAAACUGAUGGAUAUUUAAUUUUCUUAAACUUUCAUUAAAUCUUUUUGUCUCUGUUAGAGACACUAGAGAAUUAUUGCCUUAUAAAUCUCUGAUUAAGAACGUCCAAAUAUCUAAAAAAUUUUAUUCAAUACAUUUUCUAACAUAUUUGUAUAAUCUCAGAUAUUUAUAUCACGCCACGAAUAUCUUAUAUCGAUGUUGCUCGUGAAUGCAUGAAGAAUUGUGCAUUCGAACGCAGGAGACGAAAGAAUAGUGAUAAUGGAAAUAUUGCAGAAAUAAAAAUAAAAAGAGAAAGAGAAAAAGAAAUUCGAAUUAUAUUCUGCAUGUAUAAAUACAUUUAUAUUUUCUACGUAGGCUAUCAAAUAUGGCAUAUAACGAAUUAUAAUGUUACUGACACCGUAAAAUAUUAUAUAUAAAUUCACGUCUAAUUUCUAAGCAAUUCUAGACGUGUGCGUACGUACGUAUGUCGUACAACAAGAAGCAUUUUUCUGUCUAUUAUUCAUUUUUCAAUGACCAUUCGAGUGUAAAGGAACUUAGAGGUUAAAUUUUAUUUAUGGUUAUAAAAAUCCUGGACUCAACAUUUAAACAAUAAUUAGAACUCAAAUAAGUUUCAAAAAGAUGAAAUAAUUAUAGAACAUCUCUUUUUUUUUGUAUAGUACUUAUCUUCGUUGCUCCUUUUCUUCUAUUUCUAUUGCAAUUUACCAAUUAAUUGUAAUAAUAAUAAUUAUUUUUUUUAUUUGAUAUUUGAUAAGUUUUUAAAUAUUUGAUAAGUGUAAUUUAAAUCAAAAGUUCGGCUAACAAAAUAAAGUGACCUCGUUUCGCUUAAAGGUGAUUAAAAUAUUAAUUCGAACAAAAUAAUAAUUUAUAUCCUAUAAUUAAAAAAGAAGAAAUCUUCAUCAAAAUCUUUGAGUUCGAGAUUUCAAGCAAUGUAUCCAUGAUCAAAGAUACAGUAAAUGAAUCUGUGAUAAAUCAAUUCCUUCAUACUCGAUCAUUUUGGUUUGAAUUUAAUUAAACCAAUAAGAAAGAGAGGAUAUCGUUAUACAUUCGAAUGGUAAAACAAAUCGGCAUCUUCUGCGGAUCGUUUCUUUGAGACGCACGUGUGCUUUGGAAAUGCACGAAAAUUUUUCAGUUUAAUCGAUCUCUGUGCGGGAAGGACCAGUUUCUUGAUAACUAGGAUUACGUACAUAAUCGGGCGAAAUAUUGCACUGAAUAUAUCUAUCGUCUUCACUAUGUUAUUAUUAGAGUCUAACGUAACGCAAUUCUGUAUAUAUAUAUAAAUACAUAUAUAUGAAUAUCAUAUGAAUAUAUAGCAAGAAUAGAGAAACUUAAACGAAGCAGCUUUUUAGGAGUAUUUUUGAAUCGAGUAUCUUUUUAGUAUCAUUAAAAAAUUUUCAAAGAAGGUAAUUUCUCGAAUGCAAUUGGAUAUAUAAAAAAUUGUAGAUAUAAAAAUAUUAUUUCAGAUGAUAAAAUUAAUAGGAUAACGAAGAAAAUUGUAAAAUAUAUGGUGUUAAAGAGUUUUCGUUCUUUUAUAGUUGACCAUCUAAUUAUAAUAUAUAAGUUGUCCAAUUAAGGCGAACAUAUUCUAGUCAAUCGAUCGUAAAUGUACUAUUAAUAAUUAUCAAGUUAUGUAACGCUUAUUUUUAUGAUCAUAAUUCGAUUUCUUGUCAUUGUGGUAGAUUUUUCGGUUUGUAAGUAGCUUCGAAAUCGUCGCUACAUUUCGAUGAAAACGAAAAAAUACUCUGUAAAACGCGCUCCAACGUAUUAAGAUCGUACGAUAUAAAGAUUCUAUGGUGCCUCUCACUUGACUAACUCCACUAUAACGCAACUAAUUAAUAAUAUCAACGAUAGAAUUAGGUGUAAGAUAGCGUUAUAAAUAACGUAGGCGAUAUCAUAGAACUAUUAAACUAUAUUAUAAUGGCAAUAUAUAUAUACAUGUAGGUACGCUCCGAAGGUACAGCACGAAUUUUUCAAUUUCGUAAUGCAAAGUCGCUCGACGUUAGUCUCUUUCGUCCCUGACAAUGAAACGUUUCUCGUUGGAUAAGUAUACAAAUAAGAAUAAAGCAAGUUAAUAAUUCAUAAAUAAACAUGUGUAAAUAAUAAUUCACAGAGACAAGAUUAAGGGGAAGAAUUGAGAAAAUUUUACGAAAGGAGUGCGAAGUUAAAUCUUGAAAGCAAUUCUUAAAUAGCAAUAUCUCUGUAUGCAACAAUCUUCAUGCUUUCAUAUGACAAUGAAAAAUAUUUGAAAAAGACGCGUUAUGCUGCAAAAGAAUUGUUAAAUAUUGCAAUUAAAAAAGUAAUCAGAAAUAGGGAGGUAUGCGUGCAAUUCUUGUAUUUUAUGGGUGGAAUAUUUUAUGAAGAAUACUUUACGAAGAAAUUAUUGUUUAAGAGGAUACAAAUAUUGUUCGAAAGUGACGUUACUGCGAAAGUUUUGAAGAUGCAACCUAAUUUUUUAUUUAUGCAAUAUAAAUAAGAAAAUAUUAUGAUAAUAAUACUCUCAUACUACCCAGAUUAUUUUUUUUGCAUUGAUGAAAAUUCAACGAGAAACGUUUUUUAGGAUCUUGAAACUUUUAUGUCAUUAAUCCUAAAAUCGAGUCGGUUCAAUCGAUCGUUUCAAGAGAACGUUUUAAGAGUUUAUGAAUUUUAAAAAUCACUCGAUUAUUAUAUUGCCGACCACAAGUAGAGACAAUCAAUAAUGUGAAUACGCGCGUAAAGAGUAUAUAAACAUUAACGAUUUCGUUUUCCAAUAGAAUCUCUUUGUGAACGAUGAUUAAUAAUCAAUGUUGGAACACACGAUUUUUUGAUUCUAUGAGAAUACUCUGGGAACAUUUAUUAUAAAUUAACUAACUGAUAAUCUCGGGAGAACGGCGUGAAAGAAUCGUGUUAAGUUUAAACCGAAAAAGUCAUACUUGAAAAUCGUUCCAUAAGUGAUGAAUUUUAAGGGAUGAAACUCGAGGUACGUUUUUGGAUCAUAAUGAGAACCCGUACUAGAUAAGUACUGAGUAGGUUCUAAUUUAACAUUGCAAUAAUUUCCAAAUUGACCCAUCGAGUCAAAUUUAAAUAACUUGAGAAAUCUGACAAACAUACAAAUAUAAUUUUAUAUGUAUAUUUUUUAUUAAGCUUUUCCUUCUCUUUUUACUAUAACGUAAACUAUACAAGAAGGAAAUUAAAACAUAUGAAAUUUGUAUGAAAUUUUUUUACGAUAAUAUGAAAAGCAAAGUGUUAUAAAUUAUCAAUGGUUUUCAUAUUGUUUAAUUUUCAGUUGAAACAUGAAUCGGUAUAAUAUAUUUUAUAAGCAUAUAUUUAUUAUACAAUUCUAUUUAUUUCAGUUAUUUGAUAAAAACAAUAAAAUGUCAACAUUGUUCAGGAUUGGUAACGAUGGCUCUGUGUAAAUUUUUAGCUUUUCACGCGAAUUAGCCAUCAAUCUCAUAUGGCCUCUUUUCCUGGACAUAUAUCUCUUGAAUAACUUACGAGUAUGUACUAGUAAAUAACGAUAUAAUUUCAUUUUCACUUUGUUGUCGCGUUAUUUAUUUAAUAUUCCAGUUAUAAGGGUUAAUACAAAGAAUAUUAUCUGAAUUUAUACAAAAAGAAGGAUCGAAACACGGGCAAUCGAAGCGUCCAAAAAUUAUACUCACAACGGUAUAUUUUAUUUUCGUUGUACAACAUUUUAACUGGACCAUCGUAAUGUCUGCUAAUUACAAUAGAAAACAUUUAAGAGACUUCGAAUAAAAUCAAAUUGCGCAUAAAUAUUAUCAUGUUUAUUCAUAUAGGAAAGUAGAAUUAAUCGACGCUCAUCAAAACCAUAGUGAUUAAAGAAAAGAAAGAACAUAAAAAAAGCAUAAGAAAAAGAAAUAAAAAUUAUCUUAAACUUCAAUCUUAAAAAUCAUGUGAAAUCAGGAAAACUUUCCCAAUUAUUUUUUAAUCGAAUCGUCUACAAAUCUUUACCAUAAAUGUGCUUGAGAAGUAGAUUGUAUCUUCGUUUGCAAAAUUCAACAUGUUUCUCGUUAUAUACUCCGAGCAUAGAGAGACGAUUUUUGCGAAUUGUAAAGAAAUGUUAUAAAGGAUAUGUAUAAAAAUAUAUAUUAUCACAGUCGUGAUAAUGUUUUACAACUUUUACAUGGUUGAUAUGUUGUAUUUAUAGCUUUGUUAAAAAUUGUAGAACAUUUAUGGCGAGGAUCUUGGAAGGCAAGUAGUGUUCGCGAAUCGGCCGAAAAUACAUGUAAUACGAUUGUUAAUAGUGUACGUGUAACGUAUAUAUCGUAAAACGUAUAAAUAGAUAUACAUGUACAUAGACGCUUUUGCUUCGUGUAAUCAUACAAAAUUAUUCGCGGAUAUUCGGUUGAAACGAGAUGGAAUGUAACUUUUAUUUAACACGUUGCCUCUCGGUUUUACAAAGAAUGAAUUUUAAAUUAAACGUAGAAAAAAUGUGAUACCUACAGGAAAUGUAAUCUCCAUUGCGGGUUAAAAGAAAAAUUCAUUUCACUGAGGAAUUAACAAUUGAAUAAACAACAAUGUUCGCGCUUUGUUCAUACCCUCGGGUUCUUCCGAGUUUAUUUUCAACGAAGGAAAAAACAUUUAAUGAAUGCAUAUUUCUAGAUGAAAAAGAAAAUUAUAAAAAAGAUUAUAUAGUAGAAUUAGAAAAUUGAACGCAAAGCGUUAAAAUCGUGGUUUUGAGAUAUCUCGGAUGUACUCGUAUUACGCGAGUUAUAAUUCAACAUGAUACGAUAAUUACGAUACUAAUACAUUGCGUACUGAUCUUGUAACAUUUGAAUUUUACACCGCAUAUUUAAGGCUAGAUCGAUUUCACAUAAUGAAAAUAUUGUCGUUAUUCAAUAAUCACAUGCAAAUCAAGCGAAACAAUGGCAUAGUAGCAAGUUGAAAUACCGUUGACCUUCAUUGGACAGCUGGCACUAAAAAAGAAUUUAAUUCUAAUAAAAAAAAAAGGAGAGUGAACUAAUAUUCAACUGUUUAGUUAUAGCUUAGACGAAAUUUAUUUAAUUUUAUUCAAGCUAAAUUAAGCAAAAUUUUUUAUUUUUCAAAAAAAUUCUCAUUUUUGAAAGCUGAGAAAGAUUGAUUAAAGUUGCAAUGGAUUUAAAAACCAUUUGUACAUACAUUUGUAUAGUAUACUACUCUUCAUAGUUUCCAAUGAACUAUCAAUGAGAUAUUUUAAUCGUAUUUUCUUCAAAUUGAGUGUAUCAUUUGAUAAUUUUAUUUUAUGAUACGCCCACAAUAACAUUAAUACAUAUAUUGUAAUACGACAAAAAAUAAUUUUUAUAUAAUGUUCUUUUCUCAAUAUUUUUUAAUACUUUUAUAUAAUAUUCUUAUAUUGCAAACCUUUACACAUAUACUUUAUAUGAAUUAUGAUCAAAGCUUUUUUCAAAAUUUUUGGAAAAGAAAUUUGAGAAACAUAGCUCCGUACGCAAUGUGUUAAAAUGGCAUCGUAACGUGUAUAAACGGGGAAAAGAUUAAAUCUACGAAUUAAAAUUUCAACAAAUUUUGCAAAAGUUCUUGCAGUUCGCAAUUAGAACGUGUGAUAACCUUUAGUCGAAAUUCUUUCCUUUCUCUUAGCAAAAACGAGCCAGUUUCAUUCUUUCGAUUAAUCUCUAUUCGCUCGAAAUUUCUAAAAUAAAACAUCCUAUUAGAUCUUUAAGACUUCUAUGACAGUUAGAAAUAAUGGUAGUUUCUUUUUUCUAGUUUUCAAUUUAAACGUAAUCACAAUAACAAGUAUUUUGAAAUUACAUAUAUACUUGUUGCUAUCGGACGAAAAGUAACAAAUCUUGUAGAGGAAAUGAAGCGAGUAAUACCAAAACGUCGUUUCUUGUAAAUCCUCAUAACUCAGUAUCAAAACAACAAACAAUAAUUAGCGUUAACUGUUGUUAUUGCUUUUAACAUAAUUAUAGCGUAUGCCACUGAGAAUUUGAUCCAAUAAAAUUAAUUCUACUUAUUUGGUCUAGAAACAUCUCAGAAGUUUUGUUUAUGAAACUGUUUAAUUUGAAAAUCUUAUAUCGUUUAUUUUUAAUUAGUUCACGAAAGUUCGAAAUUACUUCGCGUUUUUACAUCGCGUCACAAUCAAUCUCGCUAGAGAAUAAAGUAAUAAAUAAGCAGAUUAUAAUUCUUGCUACGUGUUACGCUAGAUAAUUGCAAUAUCGCGUCCUACACAGGAUGGACCUAAAAAUGUUUUGUCACAGAACGAAUUUAAUCGAAUUUGAGCUUUCUACUAAAUUAUAUCUUUUGAAUUAAGUUCGCCUCACGGCUGGCGUGGUCUAGCUUCAAAAGCUUGGAUCGUGUUGGAAAUUGUUCGAAAAUAUAAUUCGAAAAUGGAGCGACUAUAGUGAUCGAAACACAAGAAUAUUUGCAGAAUUCUAAUAUUGUCAAUUAUUUAUUGUACCUAAAAUUGAUCUUUUGUUUCAGUGGCAUUUUCGAAAUAAAAUUAAACUUUAACUGUAAAUUGUAUGGAAAGAACAUCGUUUUGCAAAAUGAUGUUUAUGUCGUAGGUUAAUUCUUCUUAAUAUAGAUUCUCUGUAGUACGUACAUGAAAUAUAAAAUUUAUGGAGUUUCGAUUACUCGCUAGAUUUAGGAAUUUGAAAAUUAUGACAUGUAAAGAUUUGUAUAUUAAAUCAGCAAGUGAAGACUUAAAUCAGCAGACAGCAAGUUAAGUCACACCGAAUUUUACAUUUCGUAAAUUCAUAUUUUUGUAAAAGUAAAUUUAUUUUUGUUGUCUCAGUUCGUAUGAUGUUAUAACAAAAAUCGCGAAACAUUUGCUAAUAUGCUAACGUAAUUCCUUAAUUAUUUUUAUUUUACAAGUCUCCCGGAAAACAUUCCAUAAGUUUCUAACAAAUCAACUUUCCUUUGAAGACUAAUAUUAAGAAAUUAAUUAGGAAAUUCGACAAAUAUGGUAAUGAUUUUAUUAUAUAAAUGACUGGUGUUUUGUUUUAUAUAUCUAUUCGAUAAAGUAUAUGUAAGAAAACACAAAAAUUUGUCAGAAUUGUAAUACUUUGCUCGUACAAUGUAACGUAGCUAUUUAUUGUGUACUUGUCCACAUAGUGUCGUAUCUUUAAAAAUAAUUACUUUUAAUUCUUAUUCAUUCUGUCUUUAUUGAAAUGAACGUGAUUUCGUAUGUCCUUGGUCCGUUAGUGUCACGAACAAUUAAUUAAAAAGCCUUAUGAAUAUAAAAUUUCUUAAAUGAAGAAAUUACUAUGUAUUCGAAAAGGUGCCUACAAUUAUUUAUAACGCACUGAGAUAGAUAAUAAAUUAUUAAAAACUUCAUUAGAAUGCAAUGUUUAUAAGAUUCAUUAACAUCUGCCUCGAUAGUUUUGAUAUAUCAGCAACGAAAUCGAAAGCAAUAAUCGUUUAAUUACAGAAUUAUGCUACCGAUGCUUCUACAUUUAAUAGAUAGGUAAUUUCCAUUUUUUUAGUCUCACGCCUCGAUCAUGUAAAAUCAAACAGCUAAACCUGCGUUGUUACGAUAAUAAAUCUUGUUCUCUCUUUAAUUAAAUAUACAUUGGUACGAACGCACAAAGUGAUAGUAAUUAACAACAUAGUCCAAAAGUUCAAGUAAAAAUACCAUUUGUUGUGAUGGUUAACCAAUGUUAAAAUAAUCUCCUUUUAUCCUCAGUCGUGAUACUUUUGGAUCAAGGAUCAGUACGUUUCCUGUAUUCCUGGUUUCACGUUUCUUGUAUUUUUAUGUGUAGAUGAAAUCUAGUGCAUCAAAAUGUGUUUUAAAUUAUAGAAAAGGAAAGGAACCUGAUACACGAAGGAUGAUUUUUUCCAAUCGUCAAAGUGAAUUCGACGUGUACCAUAAUUACAGAGAUGCAUGUGAUUUUAUACACUGGAUAAAAUAAAACGAGAGAAAGAUAAAAUCAAACAAAAGAACGAAGAAAAGACACAAUUUACUCUAUAUUUUCGAACAAUCAUGAGACAAACAUACUUGACCGAAAUGGGUACUAAAUCCUAUUUCCACAUAUGAAAUCAAAUUUUAUGUAAAUCAAUCACAAUUAAUUUUUCAUAAUAGAAGAAUCAAUUUUAAUCGAACCAACGAAAAUCGAAUGUCUACUUUCAAUUUUUAAACAAACUUCAAUGUAAAAUCCACGCUCGAUCGGAUUUUCUUGGAGAAACGUGUAAAUGUAUUCGCGAUUCCAAAAUCGAUUAGAAAUAAGGUCGGAAAUGAAAGUAGCUGAACAAUUUUGCGAUGCAGGAAACGUAUUAGUUGCGAACGAAAGAAAAGAAAGAAAGUAAAAUAAUCGCGAGAAGGGUUCACGAUCGAAUCUUUUGAAGCUACGGAAACGAGAUAAACGAAACUCAAUCAUAUCACCGUAGUUGCCUCUACUAUCCGCUAAUAGUAGCUCGUCGACAAUACUGUUGACUUUUUAACGUUAAAUGGUUGGAACAAUCACGGAAAUCUUUAAAAACAAUCCGAUUUCCGCGAUCGAUCUGACACGCGCUGUGUUUUUACUACUACUCUCUAUUAUAGUUACUGAAUAAACGAGCUAUCUAACGUGACUAUCAAUUACGAUUAUACUUAACGAUCACUCAAAACUAUCUUUAAGAUCGUAUUUGAAGAGUUGGAAAGCUAAAUGAUAAAUUCUUCGAAAAAAUGGAUAUGUAUAUUAACUCUGCUUGCGACCUUUUCGCCAUUUUUUGUCCCAUCGUGUUUUUCAAUGUUAAAAAGGAUUCUUAAGUUUAAGGGAAUUGUGAAACAAAUCGUCUAUAAGAGCAAUUUCAGAUUUGUAUUUUAUAUUGAAAUUUGUCUGGUUUGUUAAAACAGAUCCAAAAUUGGUAUAUAAAUACUCAGAAAUCGUGGCAGGAUUAAAAGGAUUUAUUUAUAAAAAAAUCGAAUCAUUAUUUAUUUGUUUAGCGAUAUUGAGAUAUUGCAAUAAGCUACACCUGCUUUCCCGCUAUUGCAUGAUAUCUAUAUUUUGUUAAAGGAUCGUAAAAAUCGCAGCAAUGUAACAGACAGAAUUUGGAAAUCGUGUAAUAGCGUGAGAUAUCAUUGGAAAUAUCAUUGGAAAAAUAAAAAUGAAUUCUCGUCAUUUGGUUUUUUAACUCCUUCUACUGUAAAUACAUGGCAUGUACUUACUUACACUAUGGUUACUAUACACGAAUACAGACGUUUCGAGCGAAUUGUGUUGCCCAAGAGUGGCGUUAUGAGAACUCGUAAAACAAUCGAUGGAUCCUCUGGGAAGUUCGCACUAAUAUUUAAUACGAUAUACGGUAAUUUGUAUAAAUAAUGUCGAAGUUAUCCGAAAUUAGAUAUUUAAUAUCGAAGAGAUUAUAGGGUUAUUUCUAAAUCGAAUCAUAUUUAAAAUGAAGAUAGAUUAAGCAAGCUAUGAUACAAGACGGAAUAUUUACGAUCAAAUGUAUAACUAAGUAUUAACACGAACGUUCCAAGGGAUUUAAUAAUAUUGCAGAGCGAUAUGUUGUGAUACAGAUACAUUGUCAAAUUACUAAACUCGUUCCAAUGGCACAUCACCAAAUAUUUGUAUAAUAUGAUGUACAUAAACUUUAAGAAUCAAAUCUCGAAAGGUUCUUGAGCAACAUUAUUCGUUUUGACAGUCUGUGCAAUAUAAAAUAGACUAUACUAUCGCUGUACCGAUAAAUCGUAAUCGAUAAAUACAGAGAUCGACGUAUUGAAAAAUAUAAUCGGCAAUUCAACCUGUACGCUGUAGUUUGUCCAACUUUUGCACUGGCUGUGUGUCUUUUUCUACGUUCGAAAAAUUGUUGGCCGACCAUUAUUGCGAGGACGUAAUUAAAAUAUUACUUCGAAGAUAUUAGAGUCUAUUCCGAUGAUCGUAUCCCUGUUUUGUAUGUUUCUUAAAAACACGUGCUUUAUACAGUAAAAGUGGGGCCAAGAUCUUUAAUGGUGGCUGAUUUCGAAUAUUCGAAAGUGAAAAAAUGGUAUUACGACGAGGGAAAGUUUAAGUUUAUAAAAUUAAUUCAUGUAAUUACACGUGUGCUUUUGUUUAAAAUAUUCCCGUAUACACGUUCGUUCGUACACUUGAGUCAAUGAUUUAGUACAAUAUUUCUUUAUAACUUGACAAGUCUUAGGAUUUCUUUCCAUGAAAAUUUUCAAUCUAAAAAUGUUUCGUUUUGUUAUUUUGGAAACGAUAGUAAUUAGAAAUAUAAAUAAAUAAAAUAUUCUUAUAUCAUUGAUCCAUUGCGUUUGUAAACUCGUAUCUUUUGUUUUCUUCGAAGUUCACAGUCUAGUUUCAAUGUAAAAUUUUUAAAUUGCAUAUAAAAAGACAUCCUUUUUUAACGCAAUAAUUAUUCGAUAAAUGUAAUUCCAGACUUUGAAGCAAUUUUCAAGAAAUACGAAUCAUCCCCGUUUACUUAAAGAAAAUGGCAAUGUGAGAAUAAUUCAAAGUAAGAGAUUAGAGAAACUGAACGUAACGAUCCGUGGUACAAAGGCGCCCGCUUUGUGAAUCAAUUUAAAUAACAAAUCCAGCAAUACUCUUCGAUUUUAGUGCUCUUGAUACUAGAAUCGUUAAGAAUACUAUAUAGUUCGUUGAUAGUUUAACGUGUUCAACCUGGAGCGAGGUUUUGAUAAAAAUCUUGAUACGACGGUGAAUACCAUAUCGUAUACAUUCCCUUGCAUUUGUUUUACUAACCAGAAAACAUUUGAUAAGAGAAUUCUUAAUUUACUAUUAUCAAAUAAUAGUUCGUAGAUAAAUAACUAGUAUCAAAUUUUAUGAUUUAAUGUAUACAAAUAGAUGACAUUGUAAAUCGUAAUUACAAAUAUAAUUGAGAAAUAUAAUUGAAAAACUUGUUAACUAGAUAGACUUAGGGGAAGAAAAACGAGAUUAGUAGACAAGUGAAACUGUUAUAAAUUAUAACAUAAAGUUACUGCUGGUUCUGUGACUUCUUUUAUCUUCUUUAUUAACUAUACAGGUGAUCUGUGCCGAAUUCAAUGUUAAAAAUGUAAAUAGCGUUUGAACCGCCUUUAAGAUUAGGAUAUAAAUUUACGCGCGAAAUUAGAAAAUAGCUUCAGCUGAAACAACUUUAUGCUUAACGUAUAUAAUAUCCCUUUCUUUCGUACGUUAGAAAUCAAAGAAAAUCAGAGCAAUCCUUGUAUUACAUAGUGCACUAUAUGGUUUUGAAAAAUAUAAUUAUACAGGUAUAUAUGUAUAAGGCGUACUACCUAUCAAUACUCAUAAUUGUAUUAUAAUGCGUGCAUAAGUGUAAAUAGGCGAAAAUGACUUGUUAUAAAUACAUAUGUAUUUAUUUCAAGAGCAAUUAAACUAUAGUCCGCCGCCGAAAUCGACUGGGCAUAUUUGUAAAUUCGUAGAUACCAAACUUGCCGAUUUAUAUAAAAGUAUUCAACUCCUCAUGCUUUACGAUGAAAUCGUUUAUUUUGGAAGAAUUGUUUCAAUUAUGUAUUUGAUUAUAUAUUAUUAAUGUGAAAUAUUUAUAAAAUCUAGAAAUUUGUGUUUGAACAAAUAUUAUUAAAAGAUCGGGAAAAUAUUCAUUGUAUUGUCUAAUUGUAAUAUUAAUAUAAGAGUCCCUUAUUCUUGUAAAUUUAUUAAAUAUCUCACAAGUUUUAUUUUCUCUUUGUAAUAAUAAAUUUAAUAUUAGCCAAUAUGAAUAAUGGUUUUAAUUUAUGUUAUCGAUAUGUGUCGCAGUACAUUGCGAAAAUUUCUUUAAACUCUCAAUUUAUACGCCAGGGGAAAUAAAAAUAAUGUACGGAUAGUGUCUAAACUAAACGAUUUAAUCGGAAACAAAAGUUCCAAACAGAGACGAAUAGUCCAAUCACUGUAAUUUCAACCAAGGUAUAUUUUUUAAGGAAUUGUUCAUAGAGUAGCUGUGUAAGCUUUCUUUCAAAAACGCAAUGAUUGCAGUAUCCUUAUUAUACAGGUCUUUAGCAGUUUGUGCAAUAAACUUUUAAUAAAUAACUUUUAAACUGUCUGCAAGAAGUAUAUUAAGUCUGUAGCAAUAUUUGGUGAAAGAAAGGAGACAUUUAUACAACAUUUAUUCGUCCAUAAAUGCAGCUGACGGCAUGCUUCGUAAACAAUUAUAAACAAAUUUCUAUAAAACGUAUUCACGAGAUAUUUCUUCAUGAACAUUUCUAGAAACGAUACAACUGAAGGUUUAAAUAGCCAUAAAAUUUAAAUAAUAUUACACAAUUAUAUAUUUUAAAACCUAAAGUGUCAUAAAAUAACUUAUUUAAAAUCCGACACACUUUGAUAUAACUUUGUUGCACGAUAAAUUAAAUAUUUACAACAACAUUUGCGUAAAAUUACUCUUACGAUACAGCCAGUCUAAAAGUGGGAUACCAACAAAGGCAAAAGUAACAAGUAGUCGAUAUUACAAUAAUAUUAAGGCGAUCGAUUUUCGUCGAUCAAUCUGUUUUAUCGACUGAUUCAGCAGAAAGGUGUGUAACGAUUCUCGACACUCAUGAUCAAACGCGAUUGAUCUUCUCCGCGGCAAAAAUGUUUUGCAAGUGUCCUUCCAAUUAACAAACAAACAAGUAAAAAAAAAAGAAAAAACGAAAAUGAACUUGAUUAGCGCGCUGUCAAGGAUUCAAGUGACACUCUUAGAUCUUAAAGAAACUUAAUUAGUCGAGCUUGUACAACUACAUAUAUAUUUUUUUUGCGGUCCAUCCUCCGACAUUUUUUUGUGAAGCACAAAAACGAUAAAAAUAAAAAAAAAUGAAAACGAGAUGUAUUCGAGUGAAUUGAUUGUUUCUUAGAAACGAGCGACGAAAACUCGAAAUGAGGAAAAAAGAAAAAAGAAGUGAUGGAAAAAUGAUAAAUGACGGAUGAACCAAUGUAUGAUGUAUGUGUUACGUAUUGCGGUUAUUACAUUAUAUAUGUACAUGUAAGCGCUAAUACUAUUUUAACAUGAA
Messenger RNA from Bombus terrestris (buff-tailed bumblebee), 22584 nucleotides. It is a transcript of the gene KCNQ, whose product is annotated as potassium voltage-gated channel subfamily KQT member 1. Gene Ontology annotation, cellular component: membrane. The transcript has 14 exons. The record is from RefSeq and is a predicted model, not a curated record. NCBI's taxonomy places the organism in Eukaryota, Metazoa, Arthropoda, Insecta, Hymenoptera, Apidae. Gene Ontology annotation, molecular function: voltage-gated potassium channel activity. The coding region runs from base 4373 to 6847 and encodes 824 amino acids. Gene Ontology annotation, biological process: potassium ion transport; transmembrane transport.